GGUCAACAUACUGCAUGUUUGUUCAUCAAAGAAAUCGUGAUAGUCAGUGUACCAAGCUGAAGUAAUAAUCAUCCAUUUGUGAGACACAGUAAUGGCAUCCACUUCAAGAGCUAAUAACGAGGCAGCAAAAUGGACUCAAAGCGAACAAGAUUAUCUCCUAAAAUUAAUGGUUGAACAAGUGAAAGUUGGUAAUAAGAGUUCUAGCACAUUCAAUAAAGGUGGGUGGAACAAUAUCAAGAAGGGGCUUGAGGAAAAAGCUAAUCAGUCAUUUACGAUGGUUCAAUUAAGGAAUAAGAUGAAUAAAAUGCGAUUCGAUUACAGAGCUUUCAAGAAACUACUGGAUACUACAGGUUUUGGUUGGAAUUCUGUGACGAGGACCUGUACAGUUGAAGAUGAGAGUGUUUGGGAUGUACAAAUCAAGGCAAAUCGUGAUUGGUCAAAGUUUAGGAGGAAUGGGCUACCACAUUGGUCUGAACUAUGUAUAAUUUUUGGGGAUUCAUAUGGUAGUGGGAUAGGAGGAUUCGGGAAUGAAUCUGAUUUCAGGUUUGAAGAGGAAUCGAGAGGUGUUGAUGAUGAGGUGGAUGCAGAUGUAGAUGUAAUUCCAACUACUCCAUUGGCUAAUACCUUGCCAAUAGGUUAUUAUAAAAGUCAAGAUCCAGGAACUGAUCGUCCUAGAGUCAACAGAAGACUUGAUAGGACACCUACAGGAUAUAAGAAGAAGAGUAGGACAACUGGUAUUGAACGCGCCAUAUAG
This is a messenger RNA of Macadamia integrifolia, 754 nucleotides long. RefSeq lists its product as uncharacterized. NCBI's taxonomy places the organism in Eukaryota, Viridiplantae, Streptophyta, Magnoliopsida, Proteales, Proteaceae. The transcript is spliced from 3 exons. The record is from RefSeq and is a predicted model, not a curated record. The coding region runs from base 92 to 754 and encodes 220 amino acids.